Messenger RNA from Pedinophyceae sp. YPF-701, 1293 nucleotides. The record is from the annotation of a GenBank genome assembly. Lineage: Eukaryota; Viridiplantae; Chlorophyta; Pedinophyceae.
AUGUCGUUCGCGGAGCGCCGGUACAUGGAGCACCUCGCGGACCGGCGCGGGCUCACGCGUCGUGCGCCCGCCGUGUCUCUGCGGGGCUCCACCGCUCCCCUCGACGUGCGCGCCGAGGCGGCGCGGUGCCGCGAGCUGCGAGACGAGCUGCGCGCCACGCUGGCGUUCGGCGCACCGGUCGACGGCGGCGAAGCACCCGACACGGACACCGAACACCUGCGCGUGCCGCCCGAGGACGAAAUGGUGGGGGAGAGCGUGCGAGCGCACGUUGCUCGGGCCGCUCAGGGCGGCGGUCUCGCGAUAGAGGGUACAGCGGGACGUCAGGCGGUGCUCGAAGCGCCGCAGGACCGCGAGGGCGACGCGGGAGCGGGCCGCGUCCGUAAGAGCCGACUCGAGCGUCUGGCGGCGGGCCGCGCCUGGCUCUACUCCGUGGUGCGCCGGGAAGAGGAGUCGAAGGCGCGCCCCAAGAAGCUUGCGCGUUUAGAGGACCCAGAGGACGAGGCUGCGGCGGAGCAGCUCGCGGGGCCGCAAGCGAGCGAUGCGGCGCGGCUCGCGGAGGGCGGCGACGAGGAGGUGCUCGUCACGUUCGCCGUGCACCAUCCCAUCAAGGUCGGUCCGACGCGCGCGCAGGAGUUCACGCUCCUGGGCUCGCAGCCCCUCACGGACCUCCGCGACGCCAUCGAGUGCCCCGCCGACGACACCCUCCGGCACCUCGACCGCUCCGCCCCGGGGGCCUAUAUCUUCCUAGGGGGGGUGUUCUACGACGACACGCGGGACGCCGCCGCGUCGGACCUCUCGAAACCCAUCACGGACGCCUUCGCGCGCCUCGACGCCCGCGCCGAGAGCCGCCCGCCCGUCCGGAAGUGCGCGAUGCAAGCCGCGACCGUCGGCGACAUCUGCGCGCCGUGCGGGCGCGCCGGCGCGGGCGUGUACUGCCACCAGGGCUGCUGCGAGCACCUCCUCGAGGUCGUCGACGUGCGCCUGCGCCACCCGGACGACCCGGUCGUGGCGGCAGCGUAUCCGUUGCGGUGCAAGCGGCCGGCGUGGCGGGUGCGGCUGUGCGAGGGGCGGUGCGGGGCGUCGGCGGCGGCGAUCGUCCACGGGGACGUGCUGCUCGGGCACACGCCGGGGUACCUGUGCGCGGGGUGUUUCCGGGACCUGCACGGCGUGGAGCUGAAGGUGGCACUGGCGACGUGCUCGCUGAGCAGCCGGGCGCAGAAGCCGGGGCGCGUGCGCGCGGCGGGCAAGGCGCUGCCGGACGGCUUGAUCGUACUGCCGUACCGCUGGGACUAG